Messenger RNA from Bemisia tabaci, 3945 nucleotides. Its product is annotated as elongation factor-like GTPase 1. Gene Ontology annotation, biological process: cytosolic ribosome assembly. Gene Ontology annotation, molecular function: GTP binding; ribosome binding; GTPase activity. The record is from RefSeq and is a predicted model, not a curated record. NCBI's taxonomy places the organism in Eukaryota, Metazoa, Arthropoda, Insecta, Hemiptera, Aleyrodidae. Gene Ontology annotation, cellular component: cytosol; ribonucleoprotein complex.
AUAAUCAUCCAUCUUACAAUCUCACGUGUGUUUUGUUGAGGUUAUGUUGUGACACAGUGUUAAAAAUUCAAAAAUUCUACCAAAUUUUUUCAUUGCGCCCUCUAAGUAACAGUAUUUUUUACAUUCACGUGUUCAAUUAGCUGACUACCCUCAGAAUACACACUCAUUGCUGCUACCGCCUUCAAUUUUUUCUCUAACACAAGUUAAGACCCACUGCCACUCUCCUGCCAUGAUGAAAUCUUCCUUCCACUGUGUGAUAUUUUCUUCUACUGAAACGCUGAGCUACAUCUCUCCAAUUGUCUCAAGUAUCAACUUUCACAGCGAACAGUUUUCACCAACAAGAGGAACCUAGCGACCUUUUGAAUUAAUCGUCCUGUGAAAUCUCCUUCAAAAUUUUGUAAGGGCACUUUUUACUUAAUGCCUCCUUAAAUUUUUUGUGUCAUGUUUUGCUUUUGUCCUUAUAUGUCUUGCUGACUGUCAGCACUUCAGCGCUUGAUUACUCAGAAUUUGUGCUGCCUUUAGGGUUUAUUGUAAAAACUAUAACCGUACAUAAUUCAAAAGAAUAUAUCCAUCAUAAUUUUAUCCUUUUCCAAAAUGAAAAAUAUUGGCCUUGAAAGAGUGAAGGAGCUGCAAAAACAUGUUGACAGAAUCCGAAACAUUUGUAUUAUGGCCCAUGUUGACCAUGGAAAAACAACCUUAGCUGACUCCCUUGUGGCUAGCAAUGGCAUCAUUUCUCAGAAAUUAGUCGGAAAGUUGAGGUAUAUGGACAGUCGGGUUGAUGAGCAAGAACGCGGAAUUACUAUGAAAAGCAGCUCCAUAGCUUUGUAUUACUUAAAAGAUGAAAAAGAUUAUUUAAUUAAUUUAAUAGAUUCACCUGGUCAUGUUGACUUUUCAUCCGAAGUUUCUACCGCUGUCAGAAUUUGUGAUGGAGCUAUAAUACUAGUAGAUGUUCUUGAAGGAGUGUGUCCGCAGACCAAAGUUUCGUUGAAACAAGCAUGGUUAGAAAAUAUUAAACCAGUGUUAGUAUUCAAUAAAAUAGACCGGCUAAUAUUAGAGAGGCAGUUGACGCCUUUAGAUGCCUAUAUUCAUCUCACCCAAGUUUUAGAACAAGUAAAUGCAGUAAUUGGAGAAUUGUUCACCUCUGAUGUUCUCUUGAAAGAAGAUGAACAACCUAAAAGUGCAACGGAGUCUGGAGAUAUGUAUGCCAAUUGGAGCUCAGGACUUGACGCUGCUGAUGAUUCGGAGUGUUACUUUUCUCCAGACCAAGGAAAUGUAAUAUUUGCUAGUGCCAUCGAUGGUUGGGGAUUCAGUGUCAAGAAGUUUGCCAAAUUAUAUUCUCAGAAACUAGGUAUCGACGAAUCUCAGUUGCAACAGGGUAUAUGGGGAGAUUAUUACUUAAAUAAGAAAACCAUGCAAAUAGUCAAAGGAGCGCAGGAAAAAGCAAAGAAACCUCUAUUCGUCCAGUUUAUUUUUGAAAAUAUUUGGUCGCUGUAUGAUACAAUUCUCAUCCGCAAAGACACAGAUAAAUUGUUAAAAAUUGUUGAAAGUCUGAAUUUGGAGAUGAAGCAGCGAGAUUUGCGGCAGACUGAUGCAAGAGCGAAACUUCAAAUAGUGUUCAGUCAGUGGUUACCUCUUGCUGAGGCUGUAUUGAGCAUGGUCUGCACUGAAUGUCCAGCCCCAAAUGAAUUAUCUGACAAAAAGGUUGAGAAACUUCUGUCCUCAUCAAAUCAGCCUUUCCAGAACCUACCACCUCAAAGUCAAGCUCUGAAGUCAGAGUUUUUGAAAUGUUCCAGCAGUGAUGAAACGCCUCUUGUGAUAUUUGUCUCCAAAAUGUUUCCUGUAGAAAGGAAAUGUUUACCUGUAAACAAGCAGCAGCCUCUUACAAUGGAAGAAAUCGCUCGUAGAAGAGAACUUAUAGCCAAAGCAAAGUUAGCCAGAGAGGCUGGAAUCACUCCUAGCACAGAAAAAAAGGAGCCUGAAAAAACUGAUGGAUCCGAAACUGCAGACAGCAAAUUAGCAUCAGUUGCCAGUGAUAAAGAAACUGUGGUUUCUGCAGAAAAAGCAGAAGAAUCUGAACAUGUAUUUGUGGCUUUCGCUCGAGUUUAUUGUGGCUGCGCACGGAAAGGUGCAGAGGUGUUUGUCCUAGGCCCUAAGCACAAUCCAGCACUUGCCUUGAAAAUGGCAGAAAUGGGUCAUGUUAUAGAUGAUAAAUUAACGCUACAAAAUCUUUCCCAGGGUCAACAUAUUAUGCGUGCGAAACUUUCCGAUCUAUACUUACUUAUGGGAAGAGAACUUGAGAGUCUUGAUGAAGUGCCUGCUGGUAAUGUCUUUGGGAUUGGAGGUCUUGAAGACUACAUCGUAAAAACGGGUACUUUGUCCACAGAAUUAGCUUGUCCGGCUUUUAGUGAGUUAAAUCUAAUGGCAGUCCCAAUCUUGAGAGUAGCAGUUGAGCCUGUCCACCCUGCAGAGUUACCGAAACUUAUGAAAGGUCUGAAAAUCCUAAAUCAGGCUGAUGCUUGUGUCCAAGUCAUCAUUCAAGAAACAGGUGAACAUGUGCUUGUUACUGCCGGAGAAGUGCAUCUCCAGCGAUGUAUUGAUGAUUUGGAGCAACGGUAUGCAAAAAUUAAAGUUCGUGCCUCUGAACCAAUCGUCCCAUUCCGUGAAACCAUAGUUCCUCCACCCUCAGUAGAUAUGGUAAAUGAAGCUAUCACACCUUCUCAACCACAACCUAUGAAAAAAGAAGGUGACAAGGAUGGAACUAGUGAAUUGAUAACGAUGAAAACAGCUAAUUCUCAAUCAACCAUCAUCCUCAAAGCUGUGCCUUUACCUCAAGAUGUUACGAAAUUUUUAGAAAACAAUUCAGAGUUAAUAAAAAUUAUCUAUAAGUCAACUAGUAUCGAAAAGAAAUCUGUCUCAGAAUCAUUGGUUACAGACGAAAUGAAUCUUAUGAAUCUAGAAGAAAAAGAUUUGCUAUUGGAUGAGAAAACAGCAAGCACUGUUAAGUCCUUCAAAGAAAAAUUAAGAGGUAUGUUUAAAGAGGCUGGAGAACCUUGGAGUGAAAAUUCAGUCGAUGAAAUCUGGAGUUUUGGUCCUCGGUGUUGUGGACCCAACAUUCUUGUCAAUCAGAUUUCCAGCUAUAAAGAACGUUCUAUCUGGGAAAAAGUGGAAGCUCACCAAUCCAAUCCAUUAACCGAGUAUGAUAGUAGUUUCAUCGGUGGUUUUCAGCUUGCAACUUUGGCAGGACCUCUGUGUGAAGAACCCAUGAUGGGCGUCGCAUUUGUAGUUCAAGACUGGACUGUAGAUUUCAGUGAUAUCCGUCCCACAAAUUUGGCUUUUGGUCCACUAUCUGGUCAAAUAAUGUCCGCCGUAAAAGACGGUUGCCGUAAAGCAUUUCAAGCUCAGCCUCAGCGUUUAAUGGCAGCAAUGUACAGUUGUUCGAUCCUUGUGAGUGCGGAAGUGUUAGGAAAAAUGUAUGGAGUUCUAGGUAAACGGCAUGGUAGGGUUCUGCAUGGUGACCUAAGUGAGGGCUCCUCAUCUUUUAAUGUAACUGCUGUACUUCCCGUUGUAGAAAGUUUUUCCUUCGCUCCUGAAAUACGUAGGCAGACCUCUGGUUUAGCGAGCCCUCAGUUAGUCUUCAGUCACUGGGAAGUCAUUGAUAUUGAUCCUUUUUGGGAACCUAGCACAAUGGAAGAAUAUCUGCAUUAUGGAGAGAAGGCAGAUUCUGAAAAUAGGGCUCGUAUCUAUAUGAAUGCUGUCCGAAAACGUAAAGGGCUCUCAAUCUCUGAAAAGUUAGUUGAACAUGCUGAAAAGCAAAGAACAUUGUCGAAAAACAAAUGAAAAAUUGAUUUUAAAUGUAUUCUUAGAUAUAGCUUCAAUUUUAAGUUUUGUUAAAUGCUGCCUAGUACAUUCAUUGUUUAGUUUUUAAUAAAAUAAGGGUUCAACCUA